GUAAUUCAUAAUGCUCUUAUCUUUAGUAGGAUGUUUGUAAACAAAUGCAGUUUUUAGAAGAAAUAAUUUAUCAAUUAAAAUAACACGAUAUGGACCAAAGCGCAAGUCAAUCGACGGAUCGAAAGCAGCGUUAUAAAUUAAUUAUCGAUGAGCUGCAGACAAUAAAUAAAUGCAUUGGAACCCGCGAAGAAAGUGAAACAUGUUCAGCCUUGCGAAAUAUCAUAGAACGUAAUGAUAACAUUCACAAAGAGGGUAGCAUUGGUGAUAAGCUAGAAAAUACCAGUGAAGUUGUGCUGGAUGCACAAAUUCUCAAGAGUACCCAUGAGUCAAUAUCGAAAUUAUUGCAGGCCAGCUCUGAAUUCAAUGAUGGAAUGUAUCAGAAUGCCAUAAGUGCCUUAAUAUCCCAUAAUGAUGGCGAAAACUGGCAAGAUAUUACCCGGUUGGCUUUGUUCUGUUCCAAAUCGGUGGCCACCAAAUCAUCUAUGCUGGGCGCCGCCGAUAUCGAGCCCAAAGAACGUAUUGUCAAGGAGAGACAACAACGACGGCGGACGGUACUCAGUCAGGAGAAAAAGCCCGAGACGAUACAACAAUUAAAACGUGGUGAUCGUGGUGCGGAAAAAGUUAAUAUAUUACUGAAACAACUUGAUGUGAUUUUUCGUGCGAAUCACCGGCAACCGAUACCUUAUUACAAGCUAAUCAUUGAUCCUCAUGAUUUUAUGAAUACCGUGGAAAAUGCAUUUCAAAUGGCAUUCUUGGCCCGUGAUGGAAAUAUUGCCAUUGAAAGUAGUGGCAGUGACGGUUUGCCUCAUGUCCGUUUGGCUCACAAAGACGAGCUAGAUGCCCAUCCAGAUACAUCACAGUCGAUAUGUUCGCUGAGUAUGGAUUUGGUGCAGAGAAUGAUCGAAAUGUACGAUAUAGAGGAGCCGAUGUUAAAUAUACCAACUGAUAUCGAGGAGCACAAUGAAGAUGAUGAAAAUGAUUGAUCAUAUUUGUAGGCAUAUUCCAAAGCAAAAUACACAUUCUACAAACCAUGACAUUUUAUAAUUCCUUAAAAACAAAUGUCAUAAAGUUCGCUUUUACAAAUUCGACAAGAAGUCUAAUGUUACUUACCUACGUACCUUGCUUGUAUUGUCCAAAUCUUAGUUUUUACAAAAAUAAAAUAAGAAACACAGAA
This is a messenger RNA of Musca domestica (house fly), 1174 nucleotides long. It is a transcript of the gene Nse4, whose product is annotated as EP300-interacting inhibitor of differentiation 3. The coding region runs from base 90 to 983 and encodes 297 amino acids. Lineage: Eukaryota; Metazoa; Arthropoda; Insecta; Diptera; Muscidae. The record is from RefSeq and is a predicted model, not a curated record. Gene Ontology annotation, biological process: DNA repair. The transcript has 4 exons. Gene Ontology annotation, cellular component: nucleus; Smc5-Smc6 complex.